AUUAGUUUAUGAAUCAUGGCCCAAUCUCUGUUAUUCACAGUGAAGAGGCAUGCCCCUGAAUUUGUAAAGCCAUCAAAACCAACGCCUCAUGAAAUAAAACUACUCUCAGACAUAGAUGACCAAGAUGGAUUACGUUUUCAAAUUCCAGUGAUACAAUUUUACAAAUAUGAUCCAAAUAUGAAAGGGAAAGACCCUGUUGAUGUUAUUAGAAAAGCACUUUCAAAAACACUUGUGUUUUAUUAUCCAUUUGCAGGUAGAUUGAGGGAAGGUCCUGGUAGGAAACUUAUGGUUGAUUGUAAUGAUGAAGGUGUUUUGUUCAUUGAAGCUGAUGCUGAUGUUAGACUUGAAGAAUUUGGUGAUGCUCUUCAACCUCCUUUUCCUUGUUUGAAUGAACUUCUUUUUGAUGUCCCUGGUUCUUCAGAAGUGCUUAAUACUCCAUUGCUGCUUAUUCAGGUAACACGCCUUAAGUGUGAUGGUUUCAUUUUUGCUCUUCGUCUAAAUCACACAAUGAGUGAUGCCUCAGGUAUAUUUCAAUUCAUGAGUGCCUUAGGUGAAAUAUCUCGGGGAAAUAGCGAACCUUCAAUCUCACCAGUGUGGUGCAGAGAACUUCUUAAUGCAAGGGACCCACCAAGAAUGACAUGUACUCAUCGCGAAUAUGAACAAGUACCAUAUGACAAUGAUACAAUCUUUCCCUUAAACGACGUGGUCCACCGCACAUUCUUCUUUGGUCCAACCGAGGUAGCUGUAAUUCGUUCUCUCCUUCCAACUCACCAACUAAAACAAUACUCCAAUUUUGAAAUCAUCACCGCAUACUUUUGGCGUUGUCGUAUAAUAGCAUUACAAUUAGAUUAUGACAAAGAAAUACGCAUAAUCUGCAUAGUCAAUGCACGUAGCAAAUUUGUUAACCUACCGUUACCAAAAGGUUACUAUGGUAACGCUUUAGCGUAUGCCACUGCAGUUACAACUCCAAGAAAACUAAUUGAAAAUACGUUGGAUUAUGCACUGAAUUUAGUUAAGAAAGCAAAAGCUAAUGUCACCCGAGAGUAUAUGCAUUCAGUAGCCGAUUUAAUGGUUAUUAAGGGUCGACCUCACUUUACUUUGGCGAGAUCGCAUAUCGUUGUUGAUGUGACACGAGCUAGAUUUGGAGAGGUUAAUUUCGGUUGGGGGAAAGCUGUUUAUGGAGGACAAGCUAGAGGAGGAGGAGAUGGUGAUAUUCCUGGUCUUGUUAGCUAUCAUAUACCUUUUAAGAAUGCGAAAGGAGAAGAAGGUGUGGUUAUACCAUCUUUUUUUCCAACUCAAAUCAUGGAGCGGUUGGUCAAAGAGAUGGAGAGUGUGCUUAAGAGCAACACUAAUCAACCCACUAAGGGUGAUCAUGGUAUCAUUAUUUCUUCGUUAUAGUCCAUCUGUCUCAA
Molecule: messenger RNA, 1412 nt
Organism: Trifolium pratense (red clover)
Lineage: Eukaryota; Viridiplantae; Streptophyta; Magnoliopsida; Fabales; Fabaceae
Product: benzyl alcohol O-benzoyltransferase-like
Exons: 2
Coding region: 16-1398 (460 amino acids)
Molecular function (GO): acyltransferase activity, transferring groups other than amino-acyl groups
Source: RefSeq, a predicted model, not a curated record